Molecule: messenger RNA, 552 nt
Organism: Parascedosporium putredinis
Lineage: Eukaryota; Fungi; Ascomycota; Sordariomycetes; Microascales; Microascaceae
Source: the annotation of a GenBank genome assembly
AUGCAUUCGAUUGGAAACCCUACCUGGGCCUCAGAGCAUACUGGAUCAAGACAGACUCAAACAGCAUCCGGGGAAAAGCUUCUCGUCAGCCCCCUUUGCUGGACCCAUCGCCAUCUCGAGCUCUUGAACUGCGCCUUUGUCACGCUCGACGCGGAGGAGAGCUCCGACGCCCAACCCAUCUCGAGCCACGACGAGCUCGAGAUCGCCCGCUUCCAGCAUCUCCUCGCGUGCGACAACUUUCGUUUGCGGCAGGAGGCCAUCACCUCGUUGCUUUCGAUUCAAUCGAGCCCCCGUCGCUUCCUUUUCGUGCCCGACCUACUCCGCCGUGUUCCCCGCGGCCCCUACGAACCGGUCGCCUUAUUUUUCGAUCAAGAAUUCCUCCGCAGCCUCCGGUGGAACGCUCUUCGCCCCCGCGACGCCGCCGAUGGGACCGUCAACGAACCAGCCUUUCACAUCGCCGAGAAGAGAUUGAGGACCAUGACACCGCGUAACUCGUCCGAAGAUCCGUUUAUCCUGGCCGCGCUGGUGGCCAUGGCCCAAAGCGGUCCGUAG